Chenopodium quinoa (quinoa) is the source of this 813-nucleotide messenger RNA. RefSeq lists its product as uncharacterized. The record is from RefSeq and is a predicted model, not a curated record. Gene Ontology annotation, molecular function: zinc ion binding; nucleic acid binding. The transcript is spliced from 2 exons. Bases 1 to 813 code for a protein of 270 amino acids. NCBI's taxonomy places the organism in Eukaryota, Viridiplantae, Streptophyta, Magnoliopsida, Caryophyllales, Amaranthaceae.
AUGCUGUUGAACAACAUAUGUGAGAGCUUUAAUGCUGUGUUGAGAGAUGCAAGGGACAAGCCAAUAAUAACAUGCCUUGAAUGGAUUAGGAGGUAUGUUAUGAAGAGAAAAACUGAGAAAUGGGAAGCCGUGCAAAGUGUUGAAGGCAGAUUUAUGCCUUAUGUUGCCAAGGUCUUCAAAUUUGUCUCACAAUUGGCUAGUAACUGUGAAGUGAUUCCUUCAAGGCUGGACAUUUGGGAGGUGGACUACUACAGUGAUAGAUAUGUAGUCAAUUUGGGACAGAGAACAUGUACUUGCUUCAGUUGGGAGCUCACUAGGAUACCAUGUGCUCAUGCUUGGACUUGUAUCAUUAAGAAGAGACUUAGGCCAGAAGACUUUGUUGAUUCUGUCUAUAGCAAGGACAAAUACUUAGAGGCAUACACACCAACUACUAAUCCAAUGCCUGGCAUGAAACAAUGGGAAAAGAGGCCUGACAUGAUGCAGCCAAAAUCACCUGUCAUGAGAAAAAUGCCUGGUAGACCUUCCCACAAGAAAAGAAAGCAAGAACUUGGUGAAAGGGAAGAGGCUUUAGAACAGCAAAAACAAAAGAAAAAGCCAAAGUGCUCAAACUGUGGAGUGACAGGGCAUUACAAGAACAAGUGUAAGAACCCAGCACCACCAUCAAUGAACCCUUGGAAUGUUCUACAAAGGCAGAAGAACUGGGAUAGAGCUGUCAAGAAGGGGAAGAUUGACCGAGCAACUGGGACACCCACAUCACAGUCUGCUCCUUCUCGGCAUAGCUCACAAGCUGUAGGACCACCACAACCAAGUUAA